UUUUAUUUGUACCAGUCUUUAGUUGCAGUGGCUGCUCUCCGCCGCAGGGGGAGCCCUCUCAGUCUCUGCUCUAAUUUCGUCCAGCGAAGAAGAAGUGGGAGCCACAACAAUAACACACGGCUAGCUACACCGAGAAGAAUAUCUACUAAAUGUCCCGUUUUUAGCUGGUCAGUCCAGUUUUAACUCAUGCAGGCAGCAGGUUUCCGUGAGUAGUGUGCCCGGCGGUGAAGACAGGCGCCAUGUUGUGCUGCUAACAGAAAUAACGGGCUGUAGUUUUUGUGACGCGCAUGUAAUAGAAGCUAACUUUAGCAUCGUAUUCAUCAUUUUUGGGUUUUGUGUUUAAUGUCAGUGGUGUGUGGAGCCGAGCAGACAUGGAGAGCUUGUACAAGCGCAAAAUGUUCGCGUCCAUGCGGAAAACCAAAGUGGACGCGUCCAAGAAGCGGCAGAUCGGCCUGCCAGCCAACAUCCUGGACGACAGUGAUGAAGGCUCCUUCAGCUCGUCCUCCUCCUCCUCCGGGUCCCAGUCCGACUUCCAGAGCUCCCCGGAGGAGGACAGCGAGCAGGGGCACCGGGGCCGGAGCCGGAGCGACUCCGGGGCGACCUCCAGCGACGACAGCCGCUCCGUGACCCGCAGGAAGCGCUCGUUCCUGGGGGGCGACAACAGCUCGUCGUCCUCCAGCCCCGGAGAGGAGGACUCGUCCCAGGAGGAGGAGGAGGAGCAGGGGGGCAGGAGCCAGACCAAGAGGAUGGUGCAGCCGAGGAAGCGGAUCAGGCUGCAGCGGCAGGACGAGUCUGACUCGGAGCAUGCGGAGGAGAAGCAGAAGGAGGAGGCGGAGAAGGAGAAGAAGAGGCAGAGACACAACAAGCUGCUGGCGCUGUCCAGGAGGAUGAAGGCCCGGCUCCCAAGCCGGAGGAGGAACCGCAUCAAGAAGGGUGCGGGCGAUGGGGACGAGUCCAAAGACGGUGAGGAUGAGGCUGGUGGUGAUGAAGAUGGAGCUGGAGGAGAAAACGGCAACAAUAAACCGGCUGCAGAAGGAGACGGAGAGGAGGAGAAAGACACAGACGAAGAAGAAGAGGAGGAAGAAGAAGAAGAAGAGGAGGAGGGGAAGAAGAAGAAGAAGAAGUAGUUCCACUCCAUGAUUCAGAACAGAGUUUGAAUGUGAAGAACUGAAUACUUAAACGAUCUGAAAAUGACUUCUAGCUGUUACUUUGUACAGUUUUUUCCCCCUGCAGCAUUUAAAACAAAAACACUAAGAACUGGAGUUGCAAGAUUUUCACUCUCAUAUCUUGUUGCUAUAGGAACAGACAUUUGUGAAAUGCAACAAAGAUGUGCAGAUGAUUUUUGACCGCCUAGUUGACCGUUAUUAUGUAUUUGUGAGGGAAGCAGAGCCUGAAAUGGGACGCAGCUUUAGAGCGAUGCUGAGAAAAAAGUGGCUUGUGGAUUUGCCGCUCCUGCUUCAGUGUCGUGAUAACUGUUAGUGGUAAACCCUGCUGAUCUACUGACACAUGACAAGUCAAUUUAGUUUUAUUCAUAUAUCCCAAAGGUGCUUACCCCAGCUGUUGGUCCCGUGUUAAGGCUGAUACAUACUCCACAAGAACAGAGAAAUGUGUUCUCUCUCCCAGGGCUGCAAGAAGAUAAUUUUGUUCUUGCAGCCCUGGGAGAGAAAACACAUUUCUCUGUUCUUGAUACAUCAUCUGAGCCAAACUUUGUUCUUGUGUAGUGUCCAAGAACUAUUGUUUGAUUGGUCAGAAAUUUGAAUGAGACGUGUGCUACAGUGUGAGGGCCCUGUGAGGAGUUCUGCAGUGGAGUUUAUCGUGAAGUAUGAAAUGUCCUGGCCAGAAAUAACUUUCUUGUUCUUGCCACCUGGAGAACAAGAAAUUUCAAAUUUCUAGUGAUGUGUCAGUGAAUCCUAAUGAACCAUUUUCAUUAUUUUCUGAGCCCACUAGAUGGCGCUCUCUGUUCAACAAAGAGCUGAAAGCACACUCAAUCACCAUAGCUUCAGCCUUUUUCUUUAAACCAACAGCACCAUCAAGUAUUCACGAGGCUUCAUUGGCACAUCACUAAAAGGGCUUUACACUGGCAGCUAUUGUGCAAAGCUGGUGUUAAUGUGGACAUGGUAUAAGUUAACAUUGCUAGCUUUAGCUAUCUGCUUUCCCAAUGGAGGGCAAACAAAAUGACGUAAUUUUGAAGGCCAACCCAGAAAUUGGUUUAAAGAAAAAGGCUGAAGCUAUGGUAAUUGAGUGUGCUUUCAGCUCUUUGUUGAACAGAGAGCACCAUCUAGUGGACUAAGAAAAUAAUGACAAUGGUUCAUGAGGCUUCACUGGCACAUCACUACUAGUUAGUGUAGCCUGUUGGACAUAUAGUCAUGGAAAAAAUUAUUAGACCCCACUUGUUUUCUUCAAUUUCUUGUUCAUUUUAAUUCCAUUCCAUGGUUUUCUUGAUAAUAACCAAAAUCAUUAUCAAGAAAACCAUGUUAAAUGUCUAGAUAUCAGCUUUUAAAUUAAUUUCUUAUGAGCUAUUUUUGUCCUAAUUAUUAUUUGUCCAAACAAAUGUACCUUAAGUUGUACCAGGCAUUAAAAUGAUCAGGAAAUUGAAGAAAACAAGGGUGAUCUAAUAAUUUUUUCCAUGACUAUAUGUAAGAAUAUAAGAGGAUUGCCUUUAAUAAGAGGUAUUGUCAGUAGAUCAGCAGCGGCAGCAUACCAAUAACGGUUCAUUCAUAAGUGACAGAUGAGUGUCAUGCCAUCAGACACUUUUUAAUGUCCGGCACGAUGCAGGUCAAGUGUUGGUUCGAGCAGAGCUGCUGCUCCAGAGGCUUUACAUUGUGUUUCUGCUGCUUCAUCAGUGUCAGCUGACUGUUGGCGGGACAGUGAAUUUUGCUUGGCUAAAAAAAACUCGGUGUAAAUGAUGACGACACUGAACCGAUCAAAUAUUCUUUAUCCAUUUAUUGUUAAAUAGUCAAAGGCAACAGAAUGUGUUAAUGAAACCCGGGUGAGGCCCCUGGGUACUGCAGUAUUCACACACAUUCAACGACCCAGCUAACAGCGCUAAAAUCCGUCUGUGUUGCACUUUUCUUCCCUUUUAUUUACUUUUUCUGUUCGUAUAAGAGAUCAAAUCACAGACAGUUUUUUUUUAAAUUGUGACGAAACCACUCUGAGCGGAGGAUCUAGACCGAAUGAUUUCAAGCACAAACUUAUUUUACAGAAGCCUUUUAGUUAGUGAUGUGCCAGUGAAGCCUCAUGAACCAUUGUCAUUAUUUUAUGAGCCCACUAGAUGGUGCUGUUGGUUUAAAGAAAAGGGCUGAAGCUAUGGUAAUUGAGUGUGCUUUCAGCACUUUGUUGAACAGAGAGCACCAUCUAGUGGGCUCAGAAAAUAAUGACAAUGGUUCAUGAGGCUUCACUGGCACAUCACUACUUUUAGUUGUUACUGUUUCAAAGGCAAUGUUUGCAGAAUUUUUUUGGUGGUUUUGUCCAUCUCGUCUGUGAGUUAUCGGUACAUCUGAUCGAGCUUCUGCAAUGUGAGGAUUUGCAGCUUUUUUAAUUUUUUUUCUGUUUUCCAUUGUUGAAUGUAUUUGGCUUUGAACUGUCGGUUUGACAAAAGAAAUACACCUGAAGAUGUCGUCUUGGACUUGGAAAAGUGUCAUUGACAUUCACUUUUUCACUAUUUUCUCACAUUUAACAGCAAGAAAAGAAUUAACUGAGAGAAUAAUUUCCAUGGUGAGUCCAAGUCAGCACAAACAUUCAUUAUUUUUAUAGGAAAGACAUUGUCAACCAUAAAGCAUUCACUUACUUGCUUUAUCCAGUGUAACUGGUUUAGAAUGACCAACUGUAAGUAUGGAAGCUUGGUCAUUGUUCAAGAAAAGUCUCUGGCUUUGGAUGUUAAUGGUCGAGGACCUUUGACUCCUUCCCAGUCGAUGUGACUGGUCUGGAAGCCAGUUGACCAAAAGAUCACCCAGCCUGUGGUGUGGGCUCUAAAAAGUAGUGAUGUGCCAAUGAAGCUUCAUGAACCAUUUUCAUUCUCUGUUCAACAAAGAGGUGAAGGCAUGCUCAAUAACUAAUGCAUUAGCCUUUUUCUUUGAGCCCACUAGAUGGUGCUAUUGGUUUAGACAAUAAUGAAAAUAGUUCAUGAGGCUUCAUUGGCACAUCACUACUAAAAAAACCUCCAAAGACGGUGCAUGUAUUGUAAAAACAAAACAAAAAACAACUUACAGUCAUGGAAAAAAAUAUUGGAGCACCUUUUUUUUCAAUUUCUUGUUCAUUUUAAUGCCUGGUACAACUAAAGGUACAUUUGUUUGGACAAAUAUAAUGAUAACACAAAUAGCUGAUAAGAGUUUAAUUGAAAAGCUGAUAUCUAGACAUUUAACAUGGUUUUCUUGACAAUAACCAAAAUCAUUAUCAAGAAAACCAUGGAAAAUGGUAAAUUAAACUCUUUUUUUUUAAAUAUAGCUAUUGGAUAGCUAUUUUAAUUAUUAGUAUAUUUGUCCAAACAAAUGUACCUUUAUUUGUACCAGGCGUUUAAAAUGAACAAGAAAUCGAAGAAAACAAGGCUGGUCCAAUAAUUUUGUCCAUGAAUGUAGAAAUAACCUAAGAGUUUGGAGGUUCUUCUUACCCUAAACUCACAGAUCCCAAAAAAACUUUAUAUUUUCCAGUGAAAUGUCAUCAUAGCUGACAGGAAAGAUGGACGGAACUAUCAGAAUAAAAUUAAAAUAAACAUUUUCAUACAUACAUGUCAUCAGAGAUGCUUUUUGCACUUGCUGAGAGCAUUUAACUUAUGUUAAUGUAAACAUAUAAAUGUAACAGCAGAAGAAACAGUGUUUUUAGAUUUAAUUUGGGCAGCCCCCUUUAAAAACUAUCCUUGUAUUUUUCUAUUUAUUUAUUUCUCUAAAGUCUGUUACAGUGCUGCAGUUGUGUGCUGAUGUAUGAAUUGGACAAAUAAUGUCCCUGAUCAGAAGUUCCUUUUUAGAUAGUCCCUUCAUUCCUUGUUGCCUUCUCCUCUUUUCUCCCUUCUUUUGGUCUUUUCCUGCUUCUUUUUUCCGUUUCUUCUACUGUGUAAUAGUGUAUUUAAGUCCAGUCAUAUAGACAGGGAAAAAAGACUCCCGUAAUUAUAAGCUCAGCCUGUUUUUGCAGAUAUUUGAGCUUUGACAGCUGCAAGUAAGCUACUAUCUGGUAAGAAACUGAGCUGUAAAUGUUUUUUAUGACCAGUUUUCAGUCUGCUGUUCCAGCUGAAUCUACAGAGGGUGAAGAGCCUUGUGGCCUUUUUUUGCUUUUUGCUCAACGAGUGGACUCUGUAGUCAUGAAAAGUGCACACACGUCAUGGUUGUUGUGAUCUGUUGCUGUAUAAAGCUCUUCAGACCAACCUGCCCCAUUGAAAACACCUCUUUUAUUAUAAUAAAGUUUCUUUUUUUGACCAACAAA
This is a messenger RNA of Centropristis striata (black sea bass), 5412 nucleotides long. RefSeq names its product coiled-coil domain containing 82 (gene ccdc82). The transcript has 2 exons. NCBI's taxonomy places the organism in Eukaryota, Metazoa, Chordata, Actinopteri, Perciformes, Serranidae. Bases 372 to 1127 code for a protein of 251 amino acids. The record is from RefSeq and is a predicted model, not a curated record.